Messenger RNA from Triticum aestivum (bread wheat), 1896 nucleotides. RefSeq lists its product as uncharacterized. The record is from RefSeq and is a predicted model, not a curated record. NCBI's taxonomy places the organism in Eukaryota, Viridiplantae, Streptophyta, Magnoliopsida, Poales, Poaceae. The transcript is spliced from 5 exons. Bases 1 to 1896 code for a protein of 631 amino acids.
AUGAAAAACAAGGAUAAGCUCAGUAAGCCGUCGUCAGCUGGUCGUGUGGACGGCAAAGGCUUGUCCACAAAAUGGUCAUCAUACUAUACCGCUGGUGGGCGAAAGGAGAAAAAGACCAGCUCGGAAAGCCAGUCGCGCGAGGUUCAAGAACUCAAGGCACAAGUGGCACGGAUUCCGGAGAUUGUCCAAGAGCAAGUGCAACAACAACUGGGAACGACGCUCACCGCCAUGGUGCCUACCUUGAUUCAGGGGCUGACGACGUGGAUUGCGGGCGGCCAACAGGGGCCUCCCCCGGUUCCCAGCUUCACGGCCAGCAACUCGCACAACGCGCAGACGACGCCAUUGGUGUCUCCGGCGCCGGCACGGGAUCCGGACGACGACGACAACGACGACGGUACAUUUACCAACGUCGAUAAGUACUUUGCCGAACAUGGGUACGGUGACGAUUUCUGCGGGCCUCCUUCUCAAGAACCCAACCCUGAAAAAGACGACUGCGAUCUAGCUGGUACGGCGGAGAAACCCAAUUGCAACAGGCGUCGUCUGGCGUUCAGUUCUCAGGAGACGCCUCCAGCUGCCGCCUUCACCGAGCCUCAGAGAGCUGAGGACGGGCCACCUUCACCUAAGGAUAUCUCAAGGAGGGUGCAUGUGGCGGGUAGGGCGAUGCUACCAACAAAUAUGCUCAAUGCUGCAAUCGGUGCUAUGCGGAGUCUGCAUGACAGUGUUCUUUCUUUGGAGAAGCGGCGUCUCAGAGAGAAUGAUGUGGCAUACCCGGUUUUCGUAGCCAAGGUGCCAGAGGGCAAGGGCUUUGUGGAUAGCGCCGUCAGGGGUACGAUCGUCCUGCGGUUUGAUGACAUCUUUGCUAUGUUUAACCUUCAUCUGCUGCACUACACCUUCGUUCGGCUGUUUUCGCUGAGUAUGGAGAUGCGGAUCAUUAGAGACAAAACCCCGUACAUUGUGAUAGUCGACCCCUUCUACAUGCGUGCCAAGAUCUUGGGCAGCGCUGGGGACCGGCAAGUCGCGAGUUCACACCUCGAAGGCGUCAUUCUGGCAAACCCAGAUAAGGAUAACUUCCUCGUGCCUUACUUUCCCGAUGACACACAUUGCACACUCAUCCUCUUAAGCCCGAAAUAUUCCAUGGCCACGUAUUUCGACCCGGACCGUGACUCCAAGAUAGACUACACAAAUAUCAAGAAAGUUCUUGAUGAUGCUCUCCCCGGCUACGCCGCAUCUGGAGGCACCUUUAAGAGGCCAGUUAACGGGCCCUCGUCACCACCACGCUGUCACUGCCGCCGGAUAAAGGAGGAGCUGCCGCCCGCGAUCACGAAGGCACGUGGCCGCCUCCUCCACUACCUCAGAGGAGACGACUAUGGCUGUGCCUCCGGCUUGAGGGCCGUCGUAUCCGAGGCGGAGCGUGUGGCGAGGCUACAGGUGAGGUAUGACCAGUGCAAUGCCGGUCACCGCUCUGUGUUCGCCAAGACAGAUGUGGCGUCGGAAUGGGUCUGCAAAGACCUUGACCUCGCCGUCGCGUGGGCGCUCAACCGAUCCGUCACCACCGCAGAGACGGCCGCAUGGCGUCGCCGUCGCCUUGACAGCGAGCUCGCCAAGAUCGACGAGGAGUGGUCGCUUAGUGACUGCUUCGCUAAUGCCGGUAAGGGCAAGGCCGCCGCCAGGGCUCUGCCGCCGCCAUCGGCAGUGGCUAAGGCGGCCCUCUCCACCGCGCAACAGGAGGCGGAGCGGAUCCUCCGCGAGCGGCAGGCAGCCGCCAGACAAGGCUACUGCGGUCCUCAGGCAGCCUUGCACCACCAGAGGGACAACGACGAUGACGCUGCCGCCGACGGCAAUGCGUCAGGACAGGGCGGCCACACGUACAAGGUUGUCGUCCGGUAUCAGGUUUAG